AUGGAGGAGGACGAGCGGCGGCUGUCGUUCCCGCCGCCGGCGCCGCUCAACUCGCCCGGCGAGGAGAUCGACGGCUCGCGGCUGCUCGGCGAGAUCGUGCGGACGCUGGAGGCCACCAACCCCGAGGCAGCCGCGCCGCUGGUCGCGUCCCAAUCCCGCGAUGCGCUCGAUACGGACUGCGAGAAGCCGCGCCGCGAGGAGCUGCGGAUCCCGCUGGAGGGCGUCACGUUCGCGAGCGAGACGGGCGGCGGGACGCGGGACGAGCCGCGGGCGGCUGUCACGCCGUUCACGCGGGAGUCCGCGCGGCGAGCGGGUUCCCGCGGGGCGCAGCUGGUGCGCGAGUUCGGCUUCAUGCCGCGGCGCCGGCUCAGCGUGGAGGACGGCGCGCGGCUGCCGAGGAAGUACGAGCCGUUCCCGCCGAAGCUGUACGGGCGCCCGCUGGAGGAGAUCGACAACUUCAUUUACGAUGAGACAUUCUGUGUGGUGUCAAAGCGGUUCCGCAAGAACUACAUCCACCGGUUCACGGCCACCAGGUCGCUGUUCUGGUGGUCGCCGUGGUCGCCGGUGCGGCGCGCGUGCGUCUACCUGUCCACCAACCAGUACUUCGACUACUUCGUCAUGGCAACCAUUCUGCUCAACUGUGUCUUCCUCGCCAUGUCGGAGACCAUCGAAGAGGCUGAGUACAUUUUCUUGGCGAUCUACACGGCGGAGAUGAUAAUCAAGUGCAUCGCGAAGGGUUUCAUACUGAACAAGUACACCUACCUGCGGAACCCUUGGAAUUGGCUGGACUUCGUGGUCAUCACGUCAGGGUAUGCCACCAUCGGGAUGGAGGUGGGAAACCUGGCUGGCUUGAGGACGUUCAGGGUGCUUAGAGCUUUGAAGACUGUAUCUAUUAUGCCAGGCCUGAAGACCAUCAUCAACGCACUGCUCCACUCCUUCAAACAGCUGGCGGAGGUCAUGACCCUCACCAUCUUCUGCCUUAUGGUCUUCGCGCUGUUCGCCUUACAAGUCUACAUGGGGGAGCUGAGGAACAAAUGUGUGAGGAACCUCGUCGUGCCACCUGGGGAGAAUUACACAGAUGAAAUGUGGUCACAGUGGAUAGCAGACCCUUCGAACUGGAUAGUGGACGACGAAGACAUCCCUAUAAUCUGCGGCAACCUGACAGGAGCGCGCCACUGCCCGCCUACUCACACCUGCCUCUGUGUGGGCCCAAACCCCAACCAUGGGUACACCAACUUCGACAACUUCCUGUGGUCUAUGCUCACCACCUUUCAACUCAUCACGCUGGAUUACUGGGAGAAUGUGUAUAACAUGGUGCUGUCAUCGUGCGGGCCGAUGUCGGUCUCAUUCUUCACAGUGGUGGUGUUCUUUGGGUCUUUCUACCUCAUCAACCUGAUGCUGGCUGUAGUGGCUCUCAGCUAUGAAGAGGAGUCACAGAUCACGCAAGAGGAAAGAAAAAAGGACCUAAACGAGCACCGCGACGAUUCCACAUUCAGCUUCGACCCCACGUCCUUAGCUGUGCGGACGCUGGCCAAGGACUCUAAGGAGCGGAUGGACACCAGAAAGUGGCUGCUGCUAGCCUCGUACUCUAGGAAGAGGACCAGGAGACGCAAGCGGGGGCGGAGCGCCAUCCACCACGCGCCUGCAGUCGCCGCCGUGGCUGAGAGGGCGAGAUCUCGUUCCCGCUCGCGGUCGGUGACCCCGAGCGCGUCGCCCCCCCUCCCGGCGCUCCCCCCGCCGCCCCCGCCGCCCCACACCCUUCACCCGGACAAUGCCUUAGGACGCGGUGCACUAAGCGCAGCUGGCCGUCAGCUAAGCGACCACAGCAACAACCGAGAAUCCUCACUGGAUGACUCCGGCGUGGUAGACGACCACGACGACGGCGAGCACACGUCGGAUGACCAAGCCCCGCACCCACAUCCUCGCAGGGUGCAUCUACUGCCGGUGCCGACGGCACCGCCGUUGGAGCACCCGCCUACACCCAUGCCCAUGCCCAUGCCUAUGCCCAUGCCUAUGCCCAUGCCGCAAAUACAGCAGGAAAGACCAAAGCUCGAGCCAAAACAAAAACACCCGAAAAAAGUGGAAAAGCAGCUGGACAAAUCGAAGAAAUCAGAAAAAGGCAGCAUCCAGGAGAAGUAUCCACUGAAUCCAGACUACCUCAACCAGAUCGUAGUGCUAGGGGCGGACUGGCCAUACAAGCGCGCGCCCGACCUCCCGCAAGCGGAGACGACGAAAAUUAAUGAGCUCAGUUUAUUGGCAGCCACGCACAAAUCUCAUAUGGGCAAUUACGAGCAAAAUUGCACUUACUUCACAGAUGAGCUUGUGGAUCGAAACUGUGAAUGCUGCGUAACAUGCUGCAUAGACUAUGAAGGCUGGCUCCAAUUCCAGAACUGUUUGUAUGGGAUUGUGAAGGAUCCACUCUUCGAGUUGUUCAUAACAACCUGUAUAGUCCUCAAUACACUUUUCCUUGCCUUAGAGCAUCAUGGGAUGAGUGAGAAUGUUAGACAAGCAUUAGAUAUAGGAAAUAAGGUGUUCACAUCUAUAUUUACAUUAGAAUGUAUAAUGAAAGUGAUGGCGAUGAGCAAAGACUUUUUUGCUUGCGGGUGGAAUAUAUUCGAUUUGAUAAUAGUAUCAGCCAGCCUUUUAGAUCUCAUAUUUGAGCUCGUGGAUGGCCUAUCUGUGUUACGGGGCCUUCGUUUGUUACGAGUGUUAAAGUUAGCUCAGUCAUGGACUACAAUGAAAGUGUUGUUGAGUAUUAUAAUAUCGACAAUAGGUGCUCUCGGUAAUUUGACGUUCGUUUUAGUGAUAGUUAUAUACAUAUUCGCUGUGAUCGGCAUGCAGUUGUUCUCCAAGUCCUACACGCCGGACAAGUUUGAGCCGGACCCUGUGCCCAGAUGGAAUUUCAACGACUUCUUCCACUCGUUCAUGAUGAUAUUCCGGAUUCUAUGCGGAGAGUGGAUCGAGCCUCUCUGGGACUGCAUGAGGGCGGAGCAGGCUAGCGGCGCCGAAAGCUGCUUCUUCAUCUUCUUGCCUGCACUCGUUAUGGGGAACUUCAUGGUGCUCAACCUCUUCCUUGCCUUGCUGCUCAAUAGCUUUAACAGUGAGGAACUUAAGAAUAAGAAAGAGGAAGUAGGCGAAGAUUCAAAAUUAGCUAAAAGUUUCGAUAGAAUACGUUCGAUAGUAAGAAAAAAAGGUUUCCUUAUAUCGAGAAGUAAAGAGACUGAAAAAAAAUCUAAAUUAGAAGAGCUAGUUAAUGAAUAUAUGACACAACAACGCACCAUAAAAGAGCAAAAGCCGUCAAUACCGAGCGAGCAGAGGUUCUCAUCUUCAAUACAGGAGACGAUACUUUUUCCGCACGAUAAUAUUUACAGUCACAGUUAUCAAGAAGCAUUAAAUAGGCCAGUAUCAGUAGGAUCAGAUUUUGCAUUCCCCCCUAUCUACCAGAGCGGGAAUAACUUUAACCACGGAAGCCAAGAAACUUUGAAAGACGUGCGUGACUUGGCGGCCGAACAUAAAAUUACAAGUAUUAGGGAAGAUUCCAAAGAAAACUUAGAGGACACGUCAUCCAUCGAGCAAGUUGCAGCACAAAAAUUACUAAACCAAAUGUCUUCUGGAUAUCACACGCAGCCAUCUGAUUCGAGAGAGGAUAACGAAAAUUACGAAAUGGCUCAGUUAUCGAGUAAAACCACUCCAGAGAAAAGCAGAAGACGUGAGGGAGGGCGGGAGACACCAAUCACAUUAUGUGGAAGGAAAAACUCCAAGGGCCAAUACGUUGAUGCAAUGGGGAACUUUCCGGGAUUUGGGAAACAGAAGGAGCCGAAAGUACCGCAGGACUGUUAUCCUCGCCAGUGUUACGACACAUGUUCCUGUUGGGACACGUGUAUCCAAACAAAAUUAGGCCAGCGUUGGAUGUUCAUCCGAACCUUCGUUCUUCGCUACGUGGACACGCCCGCCUUCGAGUGGUUCGUUUUGGUGCUAAUAUUCGCCUCCAGCAUAACCCUCUGCUUCGAAGACAUUCACCUCGAGAAGAACAAGCCACUGAAAAGAAUCCUUUACUGGACUAACCUAGGCUUCUGCAUGAUCUUCGUCAUCGAAAUGUUCCUCAAGUGGAUCGCGCUGGGGUUCUUCAGAUACUUCACCAGUUUUUGGACUUUGUUAGACUUUACUAUAGUUUUUGUGUCAGUAUUUAGUUUGUUAAUAGAAGAGAAUGAGAAUCUAAAGGUAUUAAGGUCUCUGAGGACACUGAGAGCAUUGCGGCCACUGCGUGCAAUAUCGCGAUGGCAAGGCAUGAGAAUAGUGGUGAACGCGCUCAUGUACGCCAUACCUAGUAUCUUCAACGUAUUGUUAGUUUGUUUAGUAUUUUGGUUGAUCUUCUCCAUAAUGGGCGUACAAUUUUUCGGUGGAAAAUUUUUCAAAUGCGUCGAUGAGGAAGGGGAAUUGCUUCCUUUAGAGGUUGUGAAUGACAAAUGGGAAUGCUAUUACAAUAAUUUCUCGUGGAUAAAUUCCAAGAUAUCUUUUGACCACGUGGGAAUAGCCUAUUUAGCAUUAUUUCAAGUGGCAACCUUCGAGGGUUGGAUGGAGGUGAUGGCUGAUGCUGUUGAUGCGAGAGGGGUUGAUCUUCAGCCGGCGAGAGAAGCUAAUUUAUAUGCUUACAUAUACUUCGUAAUUUUCAUCGUGUGCGGUUCAUUCUUUACUCUAAAUCUCUUUAUAGGAGUAAUUAUAGAUAAUUUUAAUAUGCUUAAAAAAAAGUAUGAAGGAGGUGUGCUCGAAAUGUUUCUGACGGAAAGUCAAAAGCAUUACUAUACAGCAAUGAAGAAACUUGGCAGAAAAAAGCCCCAAAAAGUAAUUAAAAGGCCGAGAAACCAAUUCCUUGCGAUGUUCUACGAUUUGUCGAACUCGCGGCGCUUUGAGAUAGCAAUAUUCGUGCUGAUAUUCUUGAACAUGCUCACAAUGGGAAUAGAGCAUUACGAUCAGCCCCAUUCUGUUUUCUUCAUUCUUGAAGUAAGCAACGCGUUUUUUACAACGGUAUUUGGUUUAGAGGCCAUAGUAAAAAUUAUAGGUUUACGGUAUCACUAUUUCACGGUGCCAUGGAACGUAUUCGACUUCUUGUUGGUGCUAGCCUCGAUCCUGGGCAUCCUCAUGGAAGACAUCAUGAUAGACUUGCCCAUAUCCCCAACGCUGCUCCGGGUGGUCCGAGUAUUUCGAAUAGGGAGAAUUUUAAGACUGAUUAAAGCCGCAAAAGGCAUUAGGAAGCUCCUAUUCGCGCUGGUGGUCUCCCUGCCAGCGCUGUUCAACAUCGGCGCGCUGCUGGCGCUCAUCACCUUCAUCUACGCCAUCAUUGGCAUGUCCAUCUUCGGCCACGUGAAGGAACAGGGCGCUCUAGAUGAUCUGGUCAACUUCCAGACAUUUGGAAGGAGCAUGCAGCUGCUUUUUCGUCUCAUGACGUCAGCUGGCUGGAACGACGUGCUGGAAUCCCUUAUGAUCCAGCCCCCAGAGUGCGAGCUCGGCGACCACGGCCACACCAACGGCAACUGCGGGAGCCCGCUGCUCGCCAUCACCUACUUCACCUCCUUCAUCAUCAUCAGCUACAUGAUCGUCAUCAACAUGUACAUCGCCAUCAUCCUCGAGAACUUCAAUCAGGCGCACCAGGAAGAGGAGAUCGGUAUUGUGGAAGAUGACCUUGAGAUGUUCUAUAUCAGAUGGUCUAAGUACGAUCCACACGCAACUCAGUUUAUAAGUUUCUCACAACUAUCAGAUUUCAUUGCCUCGCUGGAUCCGCCUUUGGGUAUAUCGAAGCCAAAUACCGUAGCAUUAGUCAGUUUCAAUCUCCCUAUAGCUAGAGGCAACAAGAUCCAUUGUCUGGACAUCUUACACGCUUUAGUAAAACAUGUGUUGGGACAUGUUGAGGAAACCGAUACGUUCAGACAACUGCAGGAGCAAAUGGAUAUAAAGUUUAAGAAACAGUUUCCAACGAGGAAAGAAUUAGAAAUAGUUUCCUCCACUCGAAUAUGGAAGAGGGAGGACAAAGCAGCCCGGACUGUACAACGUGCCUGGAGGGAAUACGUAAAACGAAAAAAUCGUAGUCCUUCCAACGAAGAAGAAAGUACAAAAUGGUCUCCCGGGGGUGGUUGGGGCGGACGCCUUAGUGCUUUACUCCACGUUCGAAGAAGCUCCCACGCAUCAAGUCGAAAAUCCUCACGGGCUUCUGACGCGUCGGACCUAAGCGAACUGGGGGGAGCCUGGCUCAAUCUGCCCCUCCUACUGCUGCCAGGCGCAGCACCAGGAGAACAGGCGGCGUGCUCGGAGCAGGCGCCGCAGCGCCGGCGGUCGGCGUAUGGGCUGCCGCUCUUCCUCCGGCAUCAGGACGCAAUGGACGAAGACGGCCCGAAACGCGCAGGUUCCCUUCGUUUGAGCUCCCGAAGGAAUUCGGCGCGGCGGGCGACCACUCCAGCGCGGGCCAAGACGCCUUCGCCCCACGCCAAUAACAGCGAGGUGAGCAUACUGGUCACCGAGGCGUCCCCGGACGCCGCGCCGCCCCCCUCCGCGCCCCCCACCGUGGUCAGGGUACUAGUGCACCGGGAGAGCGACGAGCAGCCCAGCUGAUCCACUGCCGAGCCCGAAGAGGCUCCGCCCCCCACUUAAACGAACGUUUAGUGUCAAAGUUUAGUAUUCGCGAGUUAAGUGAAUUCGGCGCGGGCGCGGCAAAGUUCGUUAUUCGAAUUUGAAAUUCGAAUUCUAGUUUUUAUUGUGAAUCUUUUGUGUUUGCAAAUCCUGUAUUAGACUGAUCAGACUAUGUUCAGUAUAAUUAUGAUUUUGAGUUCCUUUACUCGUCAUUAAUAAAUAGCAAUGAAUGAUAGAUACAGAACUUUGUCGCGUCUGUAGUUUUGUACGGCAUCCGCUAGUUGGCGUUGUGAAUAGACUUUCACAAAUGGCGCUGCGUUUAGGAAAACUCGACUUUUGCGUGAUUAAAUCGUAUAGUGAACGAAUUAUUGUGUUCACAAAAGCACGUGAAAAGUGAUAUAACGGUUAGUCAAGUUCGAAUGUAAUUUUGUGAUUUUAAAAUUUAAAUUGUAGCUUACCACGUCUACGUAUAAACGGACAAAUGAAAGAUUUGUGUAGAGAUAAGUGGAUUUAAUUUAGUCUUUUGUAUUUUUAUUAUAAAGAAAUUGACGAGAGAGUUUAGGUCGUAUUAAUAAAGAUACUUUUUUUAUUUCAAAGAGAAAGUACUUGGAAAUGUGCCGUAACUUAAUAAACAAAACGUAUCAAAACAUGAAAUAUGUAGUUAUACUCUUUUCCUAAACGAGAGCUAAAUAUAAUCUAAUUAUCUCUACAUUUGUAGUAAAUAGAGUCAAUAGUAACAGGAACUUCCAGAGCUGUCGCAAUAACGUUUUAAAAUAUUUCAUCGAUUCCAAUAAGCUUUAUGAUGUAGACGAAGGAGUACAAGAAUUUAAUACACGAUGCGAUGAGUUGAUACUUGUCAGAAUAGAAUAAUUGAAUUAUGUACAUUUUGAAAUGUUUUGGCAAAUACGAGUUUUAGUAAGCUAGAUAGACCUAUAGAUUGCCGACAAUUUUCAGUAAAAUGAAGUGCCCGAAAUAAUAGCAUUUUAAGAAAAUACCUCGUAACAGCAAAUAACAAACUUUUAGAUAUCUUUUUAACAUCAGGAGCCCAGAUUGUGGGUCCACCGAUAUCUAAGUAUUUUAAAUUCUUUGAAUUAAGGCUAUCUGGUUAGGUCAUGUUUGACCUGCUAAGAAAUAAACUUUCUUUCAUUAAUAUUGAAAUUAAAUUUGUUUUGCUGUUAAACGAAAUAAUUUCAAACAUGGUUGUAAAUUAAUUUGUUGUUGUAAAUAAUAAUGUACCUAUUGAGAACGACUGAAUCACCAUCACACGUCGCAUCCCAUUGUAAGAAUAAGUGAAAUGCAUGGAAUAAAAACCAAUAAAAUUAUAGCGAUGUAAAAUGGUGUUCUAUCUAAAAGUUAAAAAGUAACCUUUGAACACAUCAACAAAAACCUCAAUAACACAAAUAUGUAAUGUAUUAAUGAAUUUGCUAAAAAGAAGUAAAAAAAACAUUUGCAUGUCAGGUUGUUUUGUUUUAAUGUAUUAUUAAGAAAAAAGAGAGACAACUUAGCAAUUCAAUUGUUUGUUAAGUAUACAAAUUUUAUUAUAAGGGGUUCGAGCCAAGAACACGCAUGUAGCAACAUUUAAAGAAUUUACUAAGACGUCAAUUUUCGCGGUAAUAGAUAGGCAAAUUGUUUUGUACAUUUAGCGUAGAGAGCAAAUAUUAGUGUAGCGAUCCUUUUUCAGAGUGCCUCUUUGCUCACGCACUUUUGGGUACCAACGCCUAUUUUGCGGUAUAGUCAAAUAACAAGCAAUGAUCUUUACAACAAUAUUUGGAAAUUGUAAUUAAGCAAUAACUAUUUAAAAGCCAUUCUUAAUUGCAGUUUCAGUAAUAGAAAAUAGUUUUCAAUAGUGUUGAAUAUCGCUACUUAAUUUUAUCAGUUGAGUUUUUGUGAUUUUAAAAUUUCUGUAAAAAAAGCUUCGUAAGCAUUAAAAUUGAACGAAGUACUCAAACGUUAAUUGACUCGCACAAACUUUUUAUUUAAUUAAAAUAGGAUCAUAGUGCAAUAUAAUAUUCUAAGAGACAAUAUUCAAUUUCAGGCUGUUAUAGUUACCAUCUCUAGUGUAAAGGCUUAUUGGCCCCAGGCUUUAGCAAUUCGUUGUACGUUUCAUUUGUCUACUUUAGUUAAACACGCUAAUUUAAAAUAAUUUUAGAAUAUAGCCCGUCCACAUUAUUUUGUUAUUUCAUAGUUUAACAUUAGCUGCCAUGUAGUACAGUCUUGGACGAACAUACGGCUGAUUCGUCCCAGAGUACACAUUAUUUUAGAUGCACAAAGUGCUUUAAAUAACGUUAACAAUUUACUACAACUCAAAUAAGCAAGUUUCGUUAAAAAGUAAAUUUAAAAAUUAUUAAAAUCAAUCUUAAUAAACGAGACUCCACAUGUCUUUUAGAUUUAGCUUUUAUAAAAAAAGCUAAUAAAAUUGAAUUUUAUCUUUUUAAUACAUCCCUUUAAUAUUGUGUAGAAAACUUCAACAGGUACCUACUUUAUCGUGUAUUCUUUCGAUUUAUUAAGGACCAAAAUGUCGUCGAUUAUUUUGUGAAUUUACUCUUGACCAAACCCUUUUUGUAUUUAUUUGUAUGUAGAAUUUUUCGAGGCCUGUUUCGAAUUACAUAUUCUAGAAUUUUAGAUGCUGACACCUUAACGUAUAAUAUUUGUACCACUUCGCUUUAUAUCAAGUUUUACACAUUUUGCUUUGAAUCCUUGUAAUAUUUCAAUAAACGACCCACAUUCACUAUUGAAAUUUAAAUUGUUAAAAAGGGCAUCAUAAUAAAAAUGUUCUAAUAGAAUAGAUUAAUUCUCAACUAUUGUUCGUUACUAUGUAAAUAGAUAAAAAGAGGAUGCAAUAAUUUUUCAUAAUUUUAUCUAUAGUUAAUAAAUUAAAAAGGUUGUUAGAAAAUCCUUUAAACUCUAUAAUUUAAUUAUGUACGAUGUACAUGUAAAACUAAUGGUAGUUAGUGAAAUUGCAAUAUUUAAAGCAUGUGUUGAGCAUGGUUCAAAUAUAAUUUGUGUAAAAUAUGUUUAAAUUGUAUGAUAUGUAAAUAAAACUUUAAGUGAGACCUGCGAAAUAUGAUUUUCUUCCGAGGUACAAAAUAUAAAUUAACCAUGUUGAAAACUAUGAUUAAACGAAAAUAUAGAAAAA
Molecule: messenger RNA, 9757 nt
Organism: Ostrinia nubilalis (European corn borer)
Lineage: Eukaryota; Metazoa; Arthropoda; Insecta; Lepidoptera; Crambidae
Gene: SC1
Product: sodium channel protein 60E-like
Exons: 30
Coding region: 1-6603 (2200 amino acids)
Biological process (GO): neuronal action potential; sodium ion transmembrane transport; membrane depolarization during action potential
Cellular component (GO): plasma membrane; voltage-gated sodium channel complex
Molecular function (GO): voltage-gated sodium channel activity
Source: RefSeq, a predicted model, not a curated record